This is a messenger RNA of Truncatella angustata, 1629 nucleotides long. Its product is annotated as multicopper oxidase. Gene Ontology annotation, molecular function: copper ion binding; oxidoreductase activity. The transcript is spliced from 5 exons. Bases 1 to 1629 code for a protein of 542 amino acids. The record is from RefSeq and is a predicted model, not a curated record. NCBI's taxonomy places the organism in Eukaryota, Fungi, Ascomycota, Sordariomycetes, Amphisphaeriales, Sporocadaceae.
AUGGGCAUCGACUAUGCUGGCAACACCGCUAAGACACGAUCGGAGUGGUGCGAACACUCGAUCAACACAAAUUAUAUAUCUACUUCUCUAGAUACUGGUGUGACACGCGAGUACUACUUAGAGCUGACGGAUGGCAUGUUUGCCCCCGACGGUGUUGAGAGAUAUUCUAUGGCUAUUAACGGUAGCAUUCCUGGCCCAACUCUAUUUGCGGAUUGGGGGGACACCGUGGUUGUUCAUGUUACUAACUCGUUGACCUCGUCGAAGAACGGCACCAGUAUCCAUUUUCAUGGCAUUCGGCAGAACUACACGAAUCAAAACGACGGAGUAUCUUCCAUUACCCAGUGUCCUACACCUCCAGGAUCCUCCAUAACUUACAAGUGGAAAGCCGAACAAUAUGGAACGACUUGGUAUCAUUCUCAUUUUGGGCUUCAGGCAUGGGCUGGUGCUUUUGGUGGCAUUGUUAUCAAUGGUCCAAGCGCAGCAAAUUACGACGAGGAUCUUGGGGUGCUCUUUCUAAACGAUUGGAGCCAUAUACCCGUUGACACAUUGCAUACUAUCGAACAAACCGGUGCGUCAUUCGAAUUAGAUAACGGCUUGCUCAACGGUACAAAUGUAUACAGUGGUGGUGAUGUUGUUGGACAGACUGGCCAGCGUCUGAACCUGUCAUUUACCGCGGGAACCUCGUAUAGGAUCAGGCUAAUUAAUGCCGCUAUCGACACACAUUUCAAGUUCUCCAUCGAUAAUCACACCCUUCAAGUCAUCGCCAAUGACCUUGUUCCAAUCCACCCUUAUACUACAAACAUUUUGGACAUUGCCAUGGGUCAACGUUAUGAUGUAAUUGUUCGAGCUGAUCAAGAUGACGCCCCAAAUUCCAGUUUUUGGAUUCGAGCGAUUCCCCAAGAAACUUGCAGCAACAAUGCCGCCCCAGAUAACAUUAAAGGGGUUAUACACUACGGGGAGUCACAGUCUACACCUACCUCACAACCUUACAAUUAUACCGAUAGCUGCGAAGAUGAAGCUGCCACGAAUCUGAAACCGUAUUUCGCUCAGGAUGUGGGUGCUUCCACUUGGAACAAGACUCAAUCUUUAUACGGCUGGUUUAAUGAUGAAGGCCUAUUCCGGUGGUAUUUGAAUUCCAGUACCAUGGUCGUGGACUGGGAAAAUCCAACACUGCUCCAAACCUACAAUAAUAAUACUAACUUUCUCACGUCCAAAAAUCUCAUCGAGCUGCCGGAGGCUAAUAAAUGGGCUUACAUCGUCAUUCAAAGUCUCAUGGAUGGGCCUCAUCCUAUACACUUACAUGGCCAUGAUUUUCUUGUCCUCGGGCAGGGUUACGGUACCUUUAACAACAACAUCACUCUCAACCUACACAAUCCUCCUCGCCGUGAUACAGCAAUGCUACUCUCCAGUGGAUACCUGGUUAUUGCUUUCGAGACUGAUAACCCUGGAGCUUGGCUCAUGCAUUGCCACGUUGGCUGGCACACGAGCGAAGGCUUUGCUCUCCAGUUUCUGGAGCGAGCACAAGACCUGGCACCGCUGAUAGACGCAGAGCGUCUGGAGAGUAAUUGCGCAGCAUGGAAUGAUUAUCAAACAGCAAAUGCUGUGGUGCAAGAUGACUCGGGCGUAUAG